GGAGGAGGACUCUGGACGAUAGAUUUAAGAUUUACUAAGCCCAGCGAGGAUCUCCAGUACAAUUAAAUAAUGGACACGGAAAACGACCAGCAAGAAGAGGAGACUUUCAGCAGCACGGAGAGCAAUGGUAAUGGUAAGCGCCCCGCAGAGGAUGCUGACGAUGAGCCAACGUACAAGCGCUCGCGAAAAUCUGAUGACAUGGUGGAACUGCGUGUGUUGUUACAGAGCAAAAAUGCUGGAGCCGUGAUCGGAAAGGGGGGCAAGAACAUUAAAGCGCUGCGUAGUGAUUACAAUGCCACUGUGUCAGUCCCAGACAGCAGUGGGCCCGAGCGGAUCCUGAGCAUCAACGCAGACAUCCCGACUGUAGCUGAUAUCCUGCUGAAGAUCAUCCCUACACUAGAGGAGUAUCAGCAUCAUAAAGGGGUGGACUUUGAUUGUGAGUUGCGGCUGCUGAUCCAUCAGAGUUUAGCAGGGAGCAUCAUUGGCGUGAAGGGGGCCAAAAUUAAGGAGCUGCGUGAGAGCACCCAGACUACCAUCAAGCUGUUCCAGGAGUGCUGUCCUCAGUCCACUGACCGCGUAGUGCUGAUUGGUGGUAAAGCAGACAGGGUUGUGCAGUGCAUUAAGACCAUGCUGGAGCUCAUUGCUGAGGCGCCCAUUAAAGGCCGUGCACAGCCGUACGAUCCAAACUUUUACGAUGAGACGUACGACUAUGGUGGCUACACCGUGAUGUACGAAGAACGUGGCCGCCGGCCAAUGGGAGGGGGGUUCCCCUCGCGGGACCGUGGGUUUGAUCGCAUGCCCCCUCGCUCCGGCCCACGGGCUCACCACAUGCCGCCAAGAGGGAGAGACUACGAUGACAUGAGUCCGAGACGAGGCCCUCCGCCACCCCAGAGGGGAGGCAGAGGUGGGGCCCGACCCCCGCGCAACAUGCCGAUGGGACCUCCCCACCAUCGCCGAGGUGACGACCAGUAUUCCUACAGUUCCCACCGCAGUCACUCGGACGACAGGCGGCAUGGGGACAGGAGAGGAAGACCUGGGGAUCGCUACGGUGGCAGUAUGAAUGAUGGCGGCUACGACAACAGCUCAUCCUGGGAUAACUAUCAUUCUGGUGGAAGAGGUAGCUACAGUGACAUGGGAGGUCCUGUCAUCACCACGCAAGUGACUAUUCCCAAAGAUUUGGCUGGAUCCAUCAUUGGAAAGGGAGGCCAGAGGAUUAAGCAGAUCCGCCGAGAAUCUGGAGCGUCGAUCAAAAUCGACGACCCGCUCCAGGGCUCUGAAGAUCGCAUCAUCACCAUCGCUGGCACGCAGGACCAGAUUCAGAACGCGCAGUACCUGCUACAGAACAGUGCUCUUCACAUCCUGGGACGCCAUGACUAACCUGACUCGCCCUCCACCUCUCUCAGGACCUGCCACACCACUCCACGUGUGAAACCCUGCAACCCCUCCACCUCCAUUACUCUGCGGCAUCUUAGAUUUUGCGUGAGAUCUUUUCCCGAGCUUUCAGCUUCAGCGGAUGAAUCGAUUGGGAAUGUCCUCCCUGUUAUCUAGGAUUGAGUUCAUAUUUUGCUUGGCUUUUUUAUUAAUUAAAAAAAAUUGAAAAAAUGUAGAUUUUAUUUUCAUUUUGUUAAGCACCAUGCUUGCAACGCUUCACAGAAAAGCCUGCUGUUGGGUUUUGUGUUGCUUUUCUUCAACCAUCCCAAAUCAAUCCAGAAUGUGCAUACACUUCUUGUUUGUUUUUUUGUUUUGUUUUGUUUUGUUUUUUUAUAAAGAUUUACUGUGUUUUCUUUUAUGGAGGUGAAGCGGGGGAAAACUUUCUUGUGGCGGUAUGGAGAACAUGGUGUGUAAAUAUCCAGUCAUUUAUAUUCAAAAAAGACGAAUUGGUAUAUGAAUCAGAAAUCCCGUACCUGUUCUGUCUGUGUGUCGCUCUCUUCUGAAGAUCCAGGCUUUACAGAUUAAUGUUGUAGGUUGUGUAUCAGUUUUCUCUCCCCAGUUUAAUGCUGGGUUUUAAAACCUGGUAUUUAUCAAAUUUGCUCUACCUCUGGAAUUUUUUCAUAGGUCUGCCACGCUGAAAUGGGGCCCUUUCUUUUUUCUUUUUCUUUCUUUUUUUCCUUCCUUCCUUCUUUUUAAAUUGAAAAUGUGGGUGUGAAGUUCUACUACUUUAGAUGUGUUUGUCAGGACAGAACAGUGAAUUGGAGGUUUUCUCCCUCUGUUUUGUUUUGGGUUUUUUUUCUUAUUCAAAUUGUCUGAGGUUCCUCGCCCCAAUACAUUUGUAGACUGUCAUUUGUCGACAAUAAUAAAAGUUAUGCCAGUUUUUUUUUAAUGAAA
Ictalurus punctatus (channel catfish) is the source of this 2325-nucleotide messenger RNA. It is a transcript of the gene hnrnpk, whose product is annotated as heterogeneous nuclear ribonucleoprotein K. Gene Ontology annotation, biological process: regulation of mRNA splicing, via spliceosome; regulation of transcription by RNA polymerase II. NCBI's taxonomy places the organism in Eukaryota, Metazoa, Chordata, Actinopteri, Siluriformes, Ictaluridae. Bases 70 to 1377 code for a protein of 435 amino acids. The record is from RefSeq and is a predicted model, not a curated record. Gene Ontology annotation, cellular component: cytoplasm; nucleus. Gene Ontology annotation, molecular function: mRNA binding. The transcript is spliced from 16 exons.